Messenger RNA from Laccaria bicolor S238N-H82, 3414 nucleotides. RefSeq lists its product as uncharacterized. The record is from RefSeq and is a predicted model, not a curated record. The transcript is spliced from 22 exons. Lineage: Eukaryota; Fungi; Basidiomycota; Agaricomycetes; Agaricales; Hydnangiaceae. The coding region runs from base 1 to 3414 and encodes 1137 amino acids.
AUGUCGAUCUUCACUCCACUCUCAUCUUUAACCUUGCCGUUGUCGUCGUCAUUCGUCCAACCUUUCUUCGACACCAGACGUAACGCAACACUAGACUGCAACCAGUGGGUCAAGGCAGGGGAUGAAUGGGAAGUGCAGAAGGUGGGCAUUGCAUUCCCUGCAACUGGCGCAGUUCUACAAAAGAGAGGUGCUCAAGAGUCUGAGUCGUUGGUAGAUGGAUUAGCCAAGCAGUGCCAAACUAUGACCUGUUCCCCAACACUGUGCAUCCCUCCUGACCUGAAGAUGAUGUAUCGUCUUCAGCAAAACGGUCCCACGUCGCCCUCCUGCUUCCAGAUCCAUUCCACCUCGCCAUGGCGUCUAGACGACGUAUUGUCAUCCGCUAAACGCCCUCUCGACGCGUGGGUCGUCUCCGGAUGUCGGAUGGGAUGGGUUACAGUUGAGAACUUUGAAAAGAGAAGAAAAGAAGCUGUCCCCGCCCUUCGUUGCGUCGAUGCAACGUAUCGGGUUCUGCCAAUCACUAUCCAGGCACGAUGUGGUCUCCCCGAGGCUCGUCUUUCGUUUUCGGUCGACGUUGUGAGCUGCAAGCGACUACGUGUCGUCAUUUUUUCAAGUUUGGGCGACAGGGUCACCGUACCUUCGUCGUUUGAUCGACUUCCUCGCGUCGCCAUCUCUCUUCCAUGUCUCCAAGGCUCACCACGACAUAUCGACGUCUGUCAAACGCCUUCAGCUCAUUCUUUCAGAUUUAAGCACGUUGGCACCCCGGGAACGUGUCCGAUCCUUCGCCACAUCAGCAAUUGUGCCCCAACUGCCUCCAACGCAACUUUGAAAAAUAUCCGUUUCCACAUGUUAUCAACUCCAAUCCACCUUUCCAAGGCCCAAGAGGACGAAAUGAUGUCCGAUAAACGUGUUGAGGGUGUCGUCGAUGUUGUGCAAACACCCCGUUCAUUUCGAAUGCCAGCGCCCACGAACGACCUCAGGAACGACAUCCCUGUCAGCGACGUUGCAAGUAUGCGACGCAGAUGGACGAGGGACGAUGACGACGACGCACAGAAGGACGAGGGACGACGUACUGCAAGUCGUCGGUGUUUGAUGUUCAAUUUACGCCACGUGGAUGAAAAUCGACAAAGGGCUGAUAUUCGGCUCACGUGGUUAAUUGUCUGUACCAUUUCCGCUCUCACUAAAGCAAGCACUCAUACUGGUUCACCCCCAUCAGGCCCUUCAGAAUGCCGCGCUGUCUCACCUGUGUUCUUGGCCUUUCCUUGGGCCACUCCACACAUCGUACAAGUGCCAAAGCCUUUGGCCGACUUCACUGAGAUAAUGUCACCUCACAAGCACUUCAUCAAUUCGCUAAAUCGAUUUGAGCGCUCGCUCUUUGCCUUUGAUGAACUUGUGGUCAAUUCUAACGAAUUAGCACCACUUCUAGGCUUAGAUGUCCUGAAAGCAUCCAACACGGUCACCCUACAUCCAACGGCGACGACUGCAUCAUCAAAGGGGGAGUACAAAACCCUCGCUUCCAUUCUUUGUGCAUAUCGAACAUUUGAGGUCUUGGCUCUUGACUGUGAAACUGGUGUUUCGCAUCCUCCCAGUCGCCUACUUCCUCCCUUGGCUUUCAACAAGUCUGAGCAGGAUAGCGGAAAGAUUGUUGUACAUCGAUUUAUAUAUAUUCUGAUCCUCAAGCUAAUUUUCCUUGCUUGCAUGGGGUUUGACAGACUAGAAAAUUGGCCCAAAGCUCUGCUUAACUUCCGGAAACUUAUAGGUCAGUCGGGACUACCUCAAAUUCCUGACGACCUCCUUGCAGGAAGCAAACACCUUGCUCUCCUACGGAUGGCAAGCAAGAACAAAGAAAAAGCAGGCUACAUGAACGUUGUCGACAACUUUCUUCAAGCUGCUCUGCAUCUUUACUACCUCAAGAUGACCCAAUUCCGAGAUGGGUCUCUGCCUGACUAUCCUGAUAUUUUAAAUGACCAUCUCUGCAUCUUCAAAGACAAGACCUCUACAGAUGAAUUCAUCAAUGAUCAAGAGGAGGGGACUUACUACUUGCAAGAUUUACUUGAUGGAGAGACAGCUUCGCACACCCUCCACCAACUAGGGACACCUCUGCAAUUAGCACUGCUCCUGACUCCUUUCUAUUUGCUCUUUCCAUUCUGGAUAAUCACCAGGUCUUAUAAUCGUCGGCUCGUUCUUGAAGCCUUUGCAGAGUUAACUCCUCGGAAGACACCCCUCGUGCUUAAAAUUGAGAGAUCCAUCUGGUGUUCUCUUAUAGCGCUUGCUGACGUGACUAUCACACCUCAUGAAGCUUUGACACAACUGGUGUCAAGAUUGCCGUGGGCCGAGAUAGAGGCAGCAUCCAACAACCCCCAUGAUUGUUGCAUGUUUUGCACCCCUUUAGCCCAGCCCUCUUCUUCUUCAACACCAUUACAGCCUGGUUUGGCUGUUGGGAGGCAAUUAGCAAUAGAAGGUGCCUCCAACACCCUUACUCCAGACAUACAAGUUAGUGGGCCCAUGCCAGAAGCCUCAGUCAUCCCCAACACUCAACGUUCAACAUCAAUUGAGGACAAUGCAUCUUGCAUCAAUGAAGAGCAUCUUGAAGCUCCAAUGGACCAUGAUGGUGAUUCCCCAAUGCUCCCCACACCAUUACCCACCUCCAAAUGUCCUGAAUUGCCCUCUAUGCCUGCCCCCACAAUGGACCAAGAUGGUGGUUCCCCAAUGCUUCCCACGCCAUUACCCACCUCCAAACGUCCUGAAUUGCCCUCUAUGCCUGCCCCCACAAUGGACCAAGAUGGUGGUUCCCCAAUGCUUCCCACGCCAUUACCCACCUCCAAACGUCCUGAAUCGUCCUCUACCCCUGACCCUGAUGGUGAUUCACCAAUGCCAGAAAGUCUAGAAACUUCAUUGGCCUCAGUUCUCAAUUCAGUUUUUCAAUCCUGUCCCAUAUCAUCCCCUCACCUUGGGACUGUUAAUCCCUCUCAUAUCUCCCUCCCGCUCAAUGUGUUGGGAAAAAAUCUUUCAGGCGAAGAAGAUAUUGAGAUGGGCGCCCUUAGUGAAUUAUCAUCGUCAUCUGAAGACGAAGAUUCUGAGCAUUCGCCAGCUAGGCCUGCGAAAAAAACAAAUCCUGAGGUGCAACCGUCUGACAAUGACAAUACUGACGAUGAAGAAUCUUCAUUGUCAUCAUCAGAUGAGUCUACAGACAGUGGUGUCAAGAAGCCUAUUGGGAAUACCUCAGGCAACAGGGGUGGAAGGGGUGAUCCUGGAAACUUGAAGAAACUUGUUUGGACAAAUGCUGAGUGCCAUAUAUGGAAAUUUACCAGAGACCCUGAGAGUGUUUUCAAAUGUUGUCACCAACAAUUCUUCUUUGAAAAAGCAACGCUUGGAACUCAAGAAGCGAUGACGCACGAACAUUUCCCGAUCGCUUGA